AUGGACACCUCUGAGGAACCGAUGCGUAGAGUUUUAAGGUCCCGCAGGGCUGAAACUGAGCGACCAUCUACAAGUUCACCUCCUACACAACCAAGUGGAUUAGGUGAAGAUAGGAAUUCAACAAAUGAAAGAAUGGAAGGUGAUGGUAGUAAUGAGCAGAUAGGGCCACAACCAAGUGGAGAGGGUUAUAUUAAACCUGUUGGUUUAAAUAACAAAUUAUGGACGGCUGAGGUUGGCAUUAAUACACGAGAUACCGAAGCCCUUCUAAAGUAUAAAACGUGGAGGGAUGUUCCAGAUUUUGAGAAAGAGGUCUGCUAUGACCAUUUGAAGGUCAAACUCAAAGAAAGGCAGAGCCAAGAAGAUGAGGACGGUGAAAGGGAAGAGGAUCCUGCUAUUCGUUUGUACAAGGACACACAUUUUAAGGAACAAGGUGGAUGGGCACACGAGAAAGCUAAGAGGAAUUUUGAUGCAAUGAAAGAAAAGGCUGCACAAAAUUCUCAAAAUUCUGAUGGUACGAGUCCAUCCAUAAAUGAUGUUGAGAUAGUACAAAACCAACUAGGCAUAAGGAAGGGAUAUUGCCGUGGAUUCGGACAUGGUUUCGUGGCUCCAAAGCGUCAGCGUGCCUCUUCAUCAUAUGAUGAGGCUUCUAGGAAAAGGGCCGAAAUUGCUGAAGAAAGAAGUGUACAAACGGCGGAAAAAAUGGAAAAACUUGAGAAGAUGCUUGAGCAGUACCAACAACAGCCGCCACCAUGGUUCCUCUAA
Cornus florida is the source of this 762-nucleotide messenger RNA. RefSeq lists its product as uncharacterized. The record is from RefSeq and is a predicted model, not a curated record. The transcript has 4 exons. NCBI's taxonomy places the organism in Eukaryota, Viridiplantae, Streptophyta, Magnoliopsida, Cornales, Cornaceae. The coding region runs from base 1 to 762 and encodes 253 amino acids.